Messenger RNA from Pyricularia oryzae 70-15, 690 nucleotides. RefSeq lists its product as uncharacterized. NCBI's taxonomy places the organism in Eukaryota, Fungi, Ascomycota, Sordariomycetes, Magnaporthales, Pyriculariaceae. The annotation marks the transcript as partial. The transcript is spliced from 2 exons. The record is from RefSeq and is a predicted model, not a curated record.
AUGGAAGACAGCCCUAUGUCGGGCCUCCCAGGCCCAAUUCCACCGGAUAGGGGCCCUGAAUCCAGCCCGAAUGAAGUUCUAACCGCUAAAUUACAGGCGCAAGACCUGCAAUUAAAAGCGUUAACUACGCAAUUGGAUCAACUUCAGCACACAAUUCAACAGUUAACAUCUCUGUUGACGCUGAAAAAUGGUGAACCCACUAGUUUUAGUGGUAUUGCGGGUAUUAAUACCCCCAAUAGCGGUAAUCUGGAGGCCAACCCACAGAUUUUUAGCGCUAAUACCGCUACCGCACCACCUAAUCCACCCGGUAACCUAAUUCUAGGUGACGGGAUAGAAUCCAUUGCAUGGCAUUCCAGCCCUGUAACGGCCUAUAAGACCCUGGAAGAUAGCUAUUCCGUUGCACCCGAGAUUAGCAGAGACUCGCUAUAUCGGGAAUUUCACGCCCUAAAUUUUUCGAAAUUUAGAGGGUCAAUACCAGAAUUUAACAGCCGUUUUAAUUCCCUGGUAGCUAGAUUAGCGAAUGCCAACGUGCAAAUUAGCCCUAUCGAUGUACGAAAUCAAUACCUACGGGCCCUGGAGGGGACGUUCCCUACCUGGACCGAACGCCAACGCAGUACCCAACGGGCCCUGCAGGCUAUAGGCCAAAAUUCGGAUCGAUUAAAUUUGCAAUACCUUAUGGCGGACCUUAUA